AAGCCCGCAGUGCUACGCGCCGCAUUUGCACUUCCAGACGCGUCAACCUGCAACCCCUCGGUCAGCAAAGCCAGAAUUGUCAGAAAAACGCGUCGUGAAUGAGGUUGAUUGAGAUACAGACGUACAGGACCCCUUUGCAUAGAAUACCCAUGCUGUCUUAGACUGCGCGCACCUUGACCUCGACUUUGUUGCUGUGAGCCACCAUGGCCACCGGGAAAGAGAUUUACUCAGCGACCUACAGCAAUGUACCCGUCUAUGAGCUCAAAAUCGGCAGCGACCAUAUUAUGCGACGUCGCUCUGACGACUGGAUCAAUGCUACCCACAUCCUGAAAGUCGCAGGAUUCGACAAGCCUGCCAGAACGAGAAUCUUGGAACGUGAGGUGCAGAAGGGAGUCCACGAGAAGAUUCAAGGCGGAUAUGGCAAAUAUCAAGGCACAUGGAUCCCUUUGUCGGAAGGUCGCAUGCUUGCCGACAAGCAUGGAGUCCUCGAUCGCAUUUCCAACAUCUUCGACUUCGUCCCAGGGGAUCGAAGCCCACCUCCGGCCCCGAAGCAUACAACUGCUGCCUCUAGUCGUCCAAGACAAACCAAACAAGCGGCGCACUCCAAGAAGGUCCCCGCACCCCAACCUGUGCAAGCUUAUCAACCAGCCGAGAGCUACUACGACACUGCUAGCGCUCAAUACAAUGGAACAGAAAGCCGAGAUCCGUCCCCAGAGACCGCCUCCUUCAUGGCUGAAGACGACUUUCUCCCUCUCUCGCAGAAUUCGACCGCAUCCCGCAAGCGUAAGCGUGACCGUGACAUUGAAGAGCCCAUGAGCACCGUGUCCGAGCUGGAACACACCUGGUACGGCGAUGAGUUGCUUGACUACUUUGUAGCAGCUGGUGAUGAUUCCGCUCCGUCACAUGGCCCACCUCCAGUACCUCCCGCGAACUUCGACGUCGACCGCCCCAUCGACAAUAUGGGAAACAAUGCUCUGCACUGGGCAUGCGCUAUGGGCGAUGUCCGAGUGGUUCGCGAUCUGCUGGCUCGCGGUGCUAAUGCCGCUGCGCCCAACCAGACAGCCGGAGAAACUCCCUUGAUCCGUGCGGUACUGUUUACCAACAACUACGACAAGCAAACCUUCCCCAAGAUCGUCCAAGCGCUUGCCGGAACUAUCGUGGAGCGCGAUUGGCAUGGUGCGACCGUUUUUCAUCACAUUGCCGAGACAGCCCGAUCUAGGAGUAAAUGGAACUGUGCGCGGUACUACUGUGAGGUGUUGAUCAACAAAAUGCAGGAAAUGGGGUCGAACUAUGUCCAGGCUUUACUAACCUCAGUCGAUGCGUCUCACGACACAGCUGCCUUGUGUGCCAUCCGUAAUGGAUGUGUAAAGGUCGCCACGUUUCUUCUCAACCAUUGCCCUGAAGCAGGUGACAUCCAAAACCUGAAAGGCGAAACUGCGAACGAAUAUCUUCGAGCCCUGCGAGAGAAGAAAGAAACGCUCCAACAACCUGGGUCUUCUCCGCCGCAUGCUGGUGAGUCAUUUGCUGCAAAGCAGCUUCGGCGCAAACGCCAAAAGGAAGCGGUGUCCCGGGCAGGCUCGGUAGUUCUCAGUAAGCUCGGUGCUGUUCUCGACGAAGGCAGUAUGAAGCUGGCGGAGAUGUACGAUUCACAGACGAAAGAAAAGGAUAUGGGGAUCCAAGAAGCCAAGCAGGCACUGUCUGCCUUGGAGGCUCAGCGACACAAAGUCCGGCACGAGACCUUUUUCCUUAUGGCCAAGGCCGAAGAUGCUUCGCGAGUUCCAGCUUUGCGGCAGGAGUAUCAGAUGUUACUACGCGAAAUGGAAUCCUUGUUGGAACAGAAAGAGCAUCACACCCUCCAGAAGGAGGUGUUGCAGCAAGAUCAACAGAUCAAUCCUCAAGCCUUCCGCUUGACCAAUCCUCGAUCUCUAUAUCCAGAUGAGAUCCGCGCUUCGCUUCCCUGGGCGGCAGAGUUGAAUGACCAGCAACACAAGCGGAGAAAAUGGGUAUCGGAGAUAGCACAGUUGCUCGCGGAGGCCGGUACCAGCGAAAGGGUCGGCAAGCACCGAAAGCUGGUGGCCCUCGCAACUGGCUUGAAGGAAGAGGAUCUGGAUAAUAUGUCUGAGGAGCUGUUGGAGAGUUUAAAGGCUAGCCAGGGGAAUGGCACCCAGACACCACCUCACAUGAUGAAUUGAGUUUCAGCAGCCAUACUGGCCUGCAGGAUAUUUCUGUAUUUCGGCUUUACGACGACUAUGAGUUAUGAACUAACUGAGCUGUUUGCUUUGUCUCCUGAGAGACGACCACAGCAGCACACUGCGAGAGUUAUUAGAUGAAUAAUAAUUAUUGAAUUUCGAA
Molecule: messenger RNA, 2352 nt
Organism: Exophiala dermatitidis NIH/UT8656
Lineage: Eukaryota; Fungi; Ascomycota; Eurotiomycetes; Chaetothyriales; Herpotrichiellaceae
Exons: 3
Coding region: 204-2192 (662 amino acids)
Cellular component (GO): SBF transcription complex; MBF transcription complex
Molecular function (GO): protein binding; DNA binding; transcription regulator activity
Source: RefSeq, a predicted model, not a curated record